Molecule: messenger RNA, 7751 nt
Organism: Ceratina calcarata
Lineage: Eukaryota; Metazoa; Arthropoda; Insecta; Hymenoptera; Apidae
Product: inactive dipeptidyl peptidase 10
Exons: 13
Coding region: 759-3329 (856 amino acids)
Biological process (GO): proteolysis
Cellular component (GO): plasma membrane
Molecular function (GO): dipeptidyl-peptidase activity; serine-type peptidase activity
Source: RefSeq, a predicted model, not a curated record
GGCCGGGCCAUCGUGUCCUGUGCCUAGCUUUCUGUGUUCUCUUUUCGCUGAUAUCCUGUCCGACGGUCGACACCGCGACCCCCUUACAGAGAUCGCCUCUUUUUACCACCCUUAACCCCCUGGACCUGGUGUUCCGCGUUGUCCCGUCUCCGACGAUUCUCGUCCUUUUCCCAAAUAUCGCGUAUCGCCGCCUUUCGCGUUUCCUCUCGCCUGUCCUCUAUUUAUCGACGAAGCGUACGUCGUAGUAUAGUGCGACGUGACAAGGGGAAUGAAAUAUCGUCGUGACGUGACAAAACGGUCGUGACACAUUCGUCAGUCGUCUCCGAGGUCCUGACCGCGAAGGACCUCUCUCGUUUCGCGAUUAGUACAGAGACAUCUCGUUCUACCGUACGUUCCGUUCUUUGGUGGUUCGGUUUUCGGCUGCACUUCGUCUCGUCCAAGUGUGGACCAAGACUAGAAACAAGGAAGAAGGACACCCUGCCGGGCAGCAACCGGGAGGAUCACAGGGCGAAGAGGUGGGAGCCAUGCCGCCCGGGCGAGCUUCCCUCGAGGUAGCCAGGACGGUCCGGCAUCCCUGUCCUUUCACGGUACUGCGUUCUCGUCGCCUCUUUUGAGGUGAGGAACUGUGGAUUGGUGGCGUAGGACCUCGGCCCCAGGAGUGGCCCAGGGGUUACCCUGGGGACCUCGGGGAUUAGCACGCGCGAGAACGAAGCUGUUGAAAACGACGAAGGACACGGGAGGCGGAGGAGGAGGCCGCUAUGAACGCCAGCGUCAACAUCGAGAGGAACUCCUGGCGGCUACCUCCCGACGAGACCGUCCAGGUCGCCGAUCCCCGUUCGAAGUCUGCUCAGGUAAAAGAGGAUCUAACGUACGGGGAGGGCGGUCACAACUGGCGGAGCAUAAUCUUCUCGCUGCUGGUCAUCGGCUUCGUUAUCGCCGGGAUCGUCACGGCCAUUUACCUCCUCGGAUAUGUCGACGAGCUGUUAUAUUGGAGCGGCAGGCGGCUCACGUUAGACGAGUGCCUUCAUGAUGAUUUGACGCCGCACAGAUUAACACCGACCUGGGUUACCCACGACAAGUUUGUCUACCAGGCAGACGAUGGCUCCCUAACUCUGCUGGACACCAGGAACAAUUCCGUGUCCCUUCUGGUUUCUAAUCACACGCUCAGACAACUGAACGUCCAAGGCUAUCAGUGCAGUUCAGACCUACGUUACGUGUUGUUUAAACACAAUGUCAAGCCGGUGUUCAGAAACACUUUCACCGCUUACUAUACAGUCUACGACGUCACCAACGAUCACCACACGCCCCUUCGACUGCACACGUCGCGGAGGAUGCAGCAAACACGGCUGCAACACGCCGCCUGGUUGGGGAACACAUCCGGCCUCCUGAUGAUCUCGGAGAACGAUAUCUACGUACGAAUGGGACCGUCAGCGCUGAAGGAUUCGAGGAUCACCGACACCGGAGUUCCUGGAGUGAUUUACAACGGAGUGCCCGAUUGGUUGUACCAGGAGGAGGUUCUCCCGCGGCCGGAAGCGGCCUGGCCUAGUCCGGACGGCACGCAUCUUCUCUACGCUUCAUUCAACGACACCAAGGUCACUGCCCUGGAAUUCCCUUGGUUCGGUUCGCAAACGGGUCAGGAUGGAGCCAGUUCCAGCUCCUUAUUCACACCCAGAAAAGGAUCUUUUCCGCCGACGAAAUCUGUCAGGUAUCCCACUCCAGGAUCGUUCAAUCCGGAGGUCGAUCUGUGGGUCAUGGAACUCGUCAACGUGACCAACUCGACCAACGGGAAUGGGACUACCAAUUCGACGUCGUUGCACAGGACGAAGUUAAAACCACCAUCUGCUUUGGAUGGACAAGACUAUUACCUGAUAUCCGCUGGUUGGGUGGGCAACGACUCCAAACAGGUGGCCGUCGUCUGGAUGACUAGGUCGCAGAAUCUCUCGUUAAUAUCUGCCUGUCGUUCACCAAAGUGGGAAUGUGAAGAGACCCACUCUGAGAGAGCGCCGGAGGGUCAAUGGCUGGACGCACAACCUCAUCCCGUGUUCGCACCAGACGGUGACAGUUUCCUUCUUCUUGCUGCCGUGCAGGAAGGCGACAAAGAACAUUUCACUCACAUUAAGCACGUGACCUUGACCCAACAGAGGAUAGCAGUUCUUUCCCAUGGUCGUUACGAGGUGACCGAAAUCUUGGCGUGGGACACCAAGGCCCAUUUGGUGUAUUAUCUAGGCACCAGAGAACUGAGGCCGGGUCAGAGGCACCUCUACGUUGUUCGUGAUCCAACUGCUGACGAUCCUCGGCGUUUAGAGCCAUUAUGUGUCACUUGUGAUCUCGGCGAAGUCCUCUGGAGCAGUAGGUUUUACUACACUAAUUGUACGCACUUCGGCGCCUCCGUGAGUCCGGCAACCAGUAACGAGACUCAAGGAUAUUACGUCCUCUACUGCGAAGGUCCAGGUCUCCCUUUGGCCGGCGUACAUUUGACUUCCCACAAGAUGAUCCGUGUACUCUACGAUACGAGAAUCCAACGGGGGGACAAACUCUCGCAGCUGGCUCUUCCAACCAGAAGAAGCUUCGAGGUCCCUCUUCCCCAAGGUUGGAAAGCUCAGGUGCAACUGCUGUUACCACCGUCGUGGCGCGAGGAAUUGAGGGACGCGGCGUUUCCCGUUCUGGUCGAAGUGAAUGGUCGACCAGGAAGCGAGGCGGUAAACGAUCGAUUUCGUAUCGAUUGGGGCACGUACAUGUCCAGCCACAACGACGUCGUGUACAUCAGAUUAGACGUGCGCGGUGCCAGGGGGCAAGGGAAACGAGAUCUCUUCAGGCGAAUCGGCGGCGUCGAGAUUCAGGAUCAGUUGACCGUGUUAAAGUAUCUUUUGAAGACUUUGAAGUAUCUGGACGUCACCAGGGUGGGCGUAUGGGGCUGGGGUUACGGCGGCUACGUGACCGCCAUGGUUUUGGGCAACCAGGAGAACGUGUUCAAGUGUGGCGUCGCCGUCAACCCGAUCGCGGAUUGGCUCUAUUAUAAUUCCGCGUUUACGGAGCGAAUUCUCGGUCCUCCGGCAGAAAACUAUAAGGGUUACGUGGAGGCUGACCUUACUCAACGUGCGAGGUUGGUACCCAGUCACAGCCUCUACCUUAUUCAUGGUCUAGCCGAUCUAACAGCGCCUUAUACGCACGGCGUCUCCUUCGCCCAAUCUCUGUCUCAUGCGGGUACUAUCUUCAGGUACCAGAGUUACGCGAACGAAGGCCACGCGUUAGCAGGCGUGUUGGACCACGUUUAUAAAUCCAUGGAGGACUUCUUCAGCGGUUGCCUCGCCCUGGACGUGACCUCCUAGUGCCUCAAGCUGAACACUCCCUCGUUAUCUUUAGUCUGCCUACUUCUGAUACAUCCCGGACACGGAUGCUCGUCACGAAGACUCGUCGGGUUGUUCAGAAUAUAGACUAGUUCGACUAAGAAUAGACGUACCGCAACGGAAGAUCGCGACGGUCCUGACAGCCUCGCGAUGGACGAUUCGAAACGGAAGAAAAGAGAGUUCGAGCGACGAAACGACUAAAAGAGAUUUCUACCGAUCCCUCUUUAUUGGAGCUGAUCACGUUCCACCAGUGAAAUAAAUAAAUAGCGAUGCGUAGAAGACAAAUGGUGGUUCGAGGGAUGAAACUAGCGUUUGUAUAAUACCGUUAAAACGAAGCGUUGUACAUCAGCCGCCUGCAUCAGCCUGCGGUUGUUCCUCUUUGUUACGAAGAAAAAUCUGCGUACAAGUUCAUUUUGCUCUCUGGACAAGCACACCCGGACGAGCUCGUAGGUUCUAGAACCCUCGCCAUAUUAUUCUCAGCCAUUUCCGGGCGCCGCGAGCUCGAGAUCCACGCGCUUCUCGUAUCCACGUGUUCUCCACGCGAGAAGAGUCGAGAUCGACGGUGUCGUCGUGUUUCUCGCAUGCUUGCAAGCUUGCUCACCAAUUUUUUAUACAGCGAAACUUUCGACGAUCGAGUGCCGAGCGAAAAAAUCGAGCGUAUCGAGCUUAUCGCGAGCUUGCAAGCUCGCGUAUAUCACGUUUUUUAUAUCGACACACCACCGCUCGGAGCAUUCGAGUACCGGUCUCCCGCUUUCAAAGUCGAGCUUGACUGAGAGCUUGCUAGCUGUACCUUGCCUUCAACGAAAAUUUAAUAGCAAAUUCGCGGUCGCGAUGUUUUUUUCUCUUCAGCUACGCUGCACGCGCCGGUGCCUUCCCGAUCUCUAACGGGAAUACUGGCCACGUUUAGGGGACGACGCUCGUCCAGAGGUACCGACGCGAAAUGAUUAACCAUUUCAGGUAACGAAUGCCUAGUCUCUAAUUUUUAUUUUGUACAGCUUCGCGCCUAGUCAGUGUAUCACAACGUUACUCGAAAAGCACGGAGAGGGAAGGUUACACUUCCAUAGUCUUUUCUUGAUCUAUCCCACCCUCUAUCUCCCCGUUUGAUCCUUCAAUAUUUGUAUAUAACGUACUCUCGACGAGGUUCGACCGCGUUCCCCGUUUCUCGUUCACCGUUCAUUGUCUUAUUACGUUGUUAAGUUUUACUGUAAAGAGUGUUCCGAGGUUAUAUUGUACGGCUUUAGAAUGAACGGUCCAGCUCAGCGUACAUUUUGACUCGACAGAGGGAACCUCGUCGUGGGCAACGGAUCUCUACUUUCCAUUUCGAAUUUUCCUUAAUUGAUCGCAAGAAGAGUUUCAAAGCAAUCUUCGAGACUGUUUCUCGGUCGAAGUGAGGUACAGUCGAUGUUCAGACGUGGUUCAUGUCGGAGGAAAAAUCUGGACUUGCGAGAAUUCUCGUCAACGAUUCACCAUCCUUAAAAUUUGUUACUGCAAUUCGAAGUUUAAACUGUUGGAUCAUUCGCAAAAUAGGACGCGUUCAGAGAAUUUAUAGAUACUUUCUCGCAAGUCUAUGAGACGCUUCAUGGUUGACGACGAGAGAAAAAAGAAAUUAUCGCGCUCGAAACGGAGAGAGUCGCAGCACGUCGCCAUAUAAAACGCUGCCUGCCCAGCAGCCCUUAAAUGCCGACAAUCAAGGCUAGUGCAACUAAUCAAACGAUAAUAAAUAGAGAAAAAUGGAGAGAAUGAAGAAAUUACAUAAAAUAAUUAAUUAAACGAAUUCUUAGACGAGUGAUAAUCGAUGUGGUUCGUCCAUGUCAGACAAAUGCGUGGCUUGGAACCUCGGAGCGAAAGGGAGACCUUGUCGGGGGUGUUCCUCGUUCGCUCGUGGACAGACGUAGUAGAUGCGAUAUAAAAAAAUCGUUUAGAUCGAAAUUAUGUGCUUGAUGUCGAUCGUAGAGAGUACAAAAGGUGCAACGUCGUUCGACUAAGGAAUACAGACAUUUCACAGACAUUUAAUUUACGUAAAAAAAAAAAAACGAUUAAGAAUAAACGAUUACAUUAGUUAUGACGGCACAAUUUAAUAUAUACAAGUUUGUCAAUAGGAAUAGAAAAAUUCGUUUGUGAGAUUAUUUAGCAAUUCCUUGGUCGCGCGACGAGGUCAGACGCAUUAUUGUUAAAUCACGUUGUAAGUUCUUUUUUUUUUAUCAUGAGUAUAGUUGGAAACCUUUGUCGUACAGGUUGGAAAGAACAGAUGAGAAGAAAGACAGAAAGGAAAAAAUGAGAGAGAGAAUGUGAGAAAUAGAACGAGAGUGAGUGAAAGCGUGAAUGUGCAAACGCAAUCAAUUAUUAACUUAUAAUAAAUAUAAAUGGCAGUGAAGAAGCGCGGCGGACAUUAAACGUAGGCAUAUAGGUAAUCGGUCUCACGGACGGCAGGCACGCAGACAGUAAACAAAUAAUACAAAUACGACGAUAAAAAAAAAAGAAACUACAAGCAUGCGAAUCACGUGAAAUAAUGGAAUAAAAAACCAAUUGAAUCGCAAAAUAAAUAAAAUAAAUGAAACCUUGGUAGAAGCGCAUAAGGGUAUCUAAUAAGCUUUUGGUAACGUACUAUCGCCGCUAGGCUAAAGAGAAUUAAAUUAAACUAAACAAAAAAAGAAAAAAAUAUAUAUUAUAUUAUACGAUAAAGAGACAAAACUUAAUAUGUCACACAGAGGAAGAGAAGACACACACGCAGGAUAUUAAGAUUGUAAUUGGUCGAGAUUUAAAUGCCAUCGGGCCCGUGCGAACACUCGGACGAAUCCACUUAUGAACUUGCUUUUACGUAGACGAACGGUUCGCACAGUCGAGAUUACGCGAAAUCGUUCGUCGACGACCUCGAGACGACAAGAGUAAAAUUAAGAAUCGCCAGGAAGAUAUUUGUAUCAUGUAACGAGAACAAAAAAAAAAAGAUAUCGAUAAUAAUGCUAAGGCUAUUUAAAAUUAUUUGGUAUGAAUCUGUGAUAUUCAGAUUGACGAUUAUUGUUUCAUUAUUUGAUUAUGAUAAGGUUAAACACGGUGUUCCAAGCAUUUUUGAACUUCAUCGAGGCACUGAUCUCUAUAGAACACUGGUGAACAGUGGCAUACAGACACGGUACUGCAGCAUUUAUUUUCCUCACACGCACAGGCAUUUCAAUAAUACAUACUUGCUCCUAACAUGUAUACACCCCGUUUAAUCAUUGUAUACGUUAUCACUCUUGAGACGAGAAGUUCGGACGCGAGUCCCGUUAUAUUUGUAAUAAGUAACGAUAAUCGAAUGAAACCUUAAGCGAUCGAAGGGAUAAAGCUUCCUCUUUAAAAUGCCGUUUGAUUCAUCUCGAUCGAAUUCCCCGUUCUAGAGAUAUUGUCCUGCGAAGGCUAGCAUGAUUUUUUCGGUACCGCUGUUGUUAUCCUUCUCGCACGUUGGCUGACUCCCGGACCUACCCUAAUCUCUACUAACCGAUCUAGACACUUUAAGACACUGCGAAACUAGGUCACUGUGUCAGUAACACUGAACGCUACCGCGCUGCGACUUCAAAAGCCAUGUCGAGAACAGAUUAAGAUAUCGGGAUGAAUCAAAAGCGAUUUUUUUCAUCCUCUAUCGACUGAGAUUUUCAAUCAAAAAUUCUAUGUCCCUGUAUCGAUGAAUUUACGUUUUUACUAACAUCAAAAUAUAAUUUCUUAGAGCUCACUAUCCAGUGUUCUAUAGAGAUCAGCGCGUCGGGGUUAUUAAUUGUAGAUAAGAUAACAAGAAAAAAAGAAAAACGAAAUUGUUGACUAAUCAUUAAUCGAACUGAAAGUAGAAUGAUCAACGGAAUGGUCGAGAUGAGGCAUUGGCCGGCGACUAACUUGAGUUCGAAUCGUGCUCUGCAAUUGUGGACAAUUGUUUUUUAUAUGUAUAUGAUAAAUAUUCGCUAGGAGCAUCGAGCGAGAUCAAUUAUUAUCGUUCGAGAGAGCAGACGAGUUCUCGAUUACGUAGUUUCUCGUGGGAAAUCAGGACACGCGGAGUUGUUUCCACUCGGUUUUUUACGAUAUUCGCACGGACCUGGAGACCGAACCAUCCACGAAAUCGGCUGUGACGAAUUAAUCGAGCGAUUUGAUUUUCUAUCGUUGCGUUUAGGUAUCACAGGUAGUAUUAUACAUCAACAUCUCGCCCCCUAAAAAUAGGCGACCGUAAUGUGUCACAUAUGUGUAUUAUCUUUGAAAAUUGUUGUUAGAAAAUGGUUACGGAAAACGUGUAGAGUUGCCGAUUUCGUGGAUAUCGUUGUAACUCUACGUAACACCCACGAGAUAAUCAUGUUACUAAGACUCUGCGUUUUUUAAUAUCAGCGAGACUCGGCCCGGACCGUGGCCGGAAAAAAGUGUUUUCAAUAAACUGUUACAUUACCUGAA